AUGGCAACGAUGUCAUCGUCCUCAGCGAGCGAGGCUGCCGUGCGUUCGGCCUGGUUCGACGCAAUCGACGCGACAGCUGCCAUGACGAGCACGGAGCCGUUGCAGCCCGCGGCGGAGUACACGGCCGACUCCUGCCUGCCCACACUCUCUCUGGCUGGUAGCCAGGCAGGCUUUUUUGAGCAGCUCAAUGAGCUCGACAGGGGGUUUGCUGAGGCCUCCUCAUCGCUGUUCCUUCCACAAAUGACGUUAGAGGAGGCAUGCCACGCGAAACCGAGCUUCUACCAAACCUUCCGCGGUGAGCUCGAGAUCACGGAGACGACGUUUCAGCCACUGCUAGUGAAGCAGCGCGAUGAAUCCAGACAGGAAGCCGAGAGCUCGGCGAGGAAUGGCCGCUACAGUUCUCGCAGACGGCGGCAGGAAGCCCCGGUGCCGCCGCGCGGCACAGCCCCACUUUAUGGUGGCUUUCUAGGUCAAGAGGCGAUGUCACCGAGCACGGCGGUGCAGCGCAAGCCGGACUUUAUGCCGAUCCUCCUCGUCCCCUCCGCUGCCACAGCUCCUCUGCAGCUCAUGAACAUCAAGCAGUUCCUGGAGCACGGCGCCUACGUUGAUCCCGCCAACUUGUAUGUAGAUCGUGAGACUGGCGUAGUCAACAUUCGCGACUCGAAGCCGCGCUCGGUGGUAGUGAAGCCUGGCAGCUUCCAUGAUCCACACCGGUACCGCGUCGCCUUUCGGCAGUUCCGCGUCGUCGACGACCCAGACGAGGUGGAUGACUGGGCGCACGUGUGUGGUUGCAUCGUCGAGGGUAAGCUGUGGCAGCUGAAAGGCUGGUACCCACAGGAGCAAGCGCAGUCGCGCGACCCGAGCCGCCUCUUCUCGCGCAUUCGGGCUUUUUUAGCGUACUUUGAGGAGGACAAGGUGCCCCCGCAAUGCCGUGAGUGGAACGUGCAGAGUCUUGCCUUGACGCGUAACCUGCUGAAGGAUCAGGUGCACAUCGCACUUGCUUCGCAGUUCUGGGAGCAGCUCUACACCUUUCUAGAUGAACAUCCGAUGUUCUCCAGGUACACCAUUCCACUCACAGACGAGCGCCUGUAG
Molecule: messenger RNA, 1092 nt
Organism: Leishmania braziliensis MHOM/BR/75/M2904
Lineage: Eukaryota; Euglenozoa; Kinetoplastea; Trypanosomatida; Trypanosomatidae
Exons: 1
Coding region: 1-1092 (363 amino acids)
Biological process (GO): transcription elongation by RNA polymerase II; positive regulation of transcription elongation by RNA polymerase II
Cellular component (GO): Cdc73/Paf1 complex
Molecular function (GO): RNA polymerase II complex binding
Source: RefSeq, a predicted model, not a curated record